Molecule: messenger RNA, 1858 nt
Organism: Fusarium odoratissimum NRRL 54006
Lineage: Eukaryota; Fungi; Ascomycota; Sordariomycetes; Hypocreales; Nectriaceae
Exons: 2
Coding region: 99-1721 (540 amino acids)
Biological process (GO): carbohydrate transport; transmembrane transport
Cellular component (GO): membrane
Molecular function (GO): carbohydrate:proton symporter activity
Source: RefSeq, a predicted model, not a curated record
CUCUCCCCCAAUGCCUCCCUCACCAACUCCCCCAUCCUCCAGCUCUAGACGAGCUCCCUCCUCAAACAUAGCAGGUCUAUAGCCCCCCCUCCGUCACCAUGCCUCCCUCCUUCGCAGGCCUGACGGGCAAGAAAUUGUCCCUGGCCAUCUCCACCGUCGCAACGACAGGUUUCCUCCUCUUCGGCUAUGACCAAGGUGUGAUGUCUGGUAUUAUCGACGCAGACCCUUUCCAUGAUUACUUCCCCGAGACAAAGGACAGCACCAUGCAGGGUUUCGUCACGGCCAUUUACGAGAUUGGUUGCUUAUUCGGCGCCAUGUUCAUCCUCUGGAUCGGUGACUUGCUCGGUCGUCGAAGGGCGAUGAUCCUUGGUGGUUGGAUCAUGAUCGUUGGUGUCAUCAUCCAGAUCACUGCUAUGAAGGGCCACAAGGCUCUUGCGCAGCUCAUCAUCGGACGAACAAUCACUGGUGUUGGAAACGGUAUCAACACAUCCACCAUCCCAACAUACCAAGCUGAGUGUUCUACCACUACCAACAGAGGUCUCCUCAUCUGUAUCGAGGGUGGCAUCAUCGCCUUUGGUACACUCAUCGCAUACUGGAUUGACUACGGCUGCUCUUACGGUCCCCAGGACCUCACAUGGCGCUUCCCCAUUGCCUUCCAGUGCGUCUUCGGCCUUAUCCUCUGCGUCUCAAUGGUCUGGCUGCCAGAAUCUCCCCGCUGGCUUCUCACCCACGACCGACACGAGGAAGCCGAGCGUGUCAUUGCCGCCAUUCGCGGCUUCGAAGUCGACAGCGACGAGACCCGCGCUGAGCGUGAUCGUGUCGUCGACUCCAUUCGUGCCUCUGGUUUCGCUGCUCAGAAGAGCACGCCCGUCAAGGCGCUCUUCACUGGUGGAAAGACACAGCACUUCCGCCGUAUGCUUCUCGGUUCCGGAUCGCAGUUCAUGCAGCAGGUCGGUGGCUGCAACGCUGUUAUCUACUACUUCCCUAUUCUGUGCACCGACAUCUUUGGCGACAAGAACUUUGCUCUUCUCCUCGGUGGCGUCAACAUGAUCGUCUACUCCAUUUUCGCAACUUCAUCAUGGUUCCUCAUCGAGCGUGUCGGUCGUCGCAAGUUGCUCCUCAUCGGUACUGCUGGUCAGAUGCUUUCCAUGUUCUUGACGAUGGGUUUCCUCAUCCCCGGUGGUUCUGAUCCUGGUACCAAUGCGCCUCAAAUCUCAAAGGGUGCUAUCGCUGGUCUCUUCACUUACAUUGCUUCGUUCGGUGCUACCUGGCUGCCUCUUCCCUGGCUGUAUCCCGCUGAGAUCAACCCUCUCAAGACCCGUGGCAAGGCCAACGCUACAUCCACCUGCACCAACUGGCUGUUCAACUUUGUCAUCGUCAUGAUCGUUCCCAUCAUGAUCUCCAACAUCCACUGGGGAACCUAUCUCUUCUUCGGCUGCGCCAACGCCACAUUCUUCCCCAUCCUUUACUGGUUCUACCCCGAGACUGCCAACCGAUCUCUCGAGGAAAUCGACAUCAUCUUCGCCAAGGGCUUCGUCGAGAAGAUGUCCUAUGUCCAAGCCGCCAAGGAGCUUCCCUUCCUUUCUCAUGAGGAAGUCGAGCGCGAGGCUAUUCGACUUGGUCUCGUCGACGAGUCUAGUCGCGGUGGAGUUUUGGAGAAGCCAAAUGAGGAGAGCGGCACAGUCCGCGACGACUCUGGCUUCAACUCUGAGAAGUCUUAGAUUUGCUCAUGAGUAUUGUUUCAUAUAGAAACGUUUGUGUUAGAACACAUUUUGGAUACCCUUUCUUUAGAGUCACAAAGACUUAGAGCCAUUUGGCAUUGAGUUAUAGAUCAAUAGACCACUAUAACGAACAAACU